This is a messenger RNA of Vicia faba (fava bean), 1872 nucleotides long. The record is from the annotation of a GenBank genome assembly. NCBI's taxonomy places the organism in Eukaryota, Viridiplantae, Streptophyta, Magnoliopsida, Fabales, Fabaceae.
AUGUUAAUGGAUUCACCUUUGUUGGGACCUCAUCAUGUUUCUCCAAAUAGAUUCAACAGGAAGAUUCUUUUCUGUUACCUUCUUCUCUGUGUUGCUAUCACAAUUAUUGGGCUAGCAGUAAGAGGCGACGUAAAUUUCGGGAUAUUGAAAGGAGCUGAAAGAUAUAAUGAGGGAAGAACAGACAGUAAGGGACAAGUUGUUGAAUCAGAAAUUGGAGUUGUUGCAGCUGACGAUGCUCGGUGUUCGGCUGUUGGUGUUUCAAUGCUUAGGCUUGGCGGGCAUGCUGUUGAUGCUGCAGUGGCUGCUGCGUUAUGCGCUGGUGUUGUUUUUCAGGCUUCAAGUGGCAUAGGAGGUGGUUCUUUCAUGGUUGUGAAAUCAUCUUCUAGCUCUAAUGCACAAGCUUUUGACAUGAGAGAAACUGCUCCUAUUGCUGCCUCACAGAAUAUGUAUCAGAGAAAUCCCGAAGCUAAGUUCUUAGGUGCCUUGUCAGUCGGAGUUCCUGGUGAGUUAGCCGGCCUUCAUGCAGCGUGGUUGAGACAUGGAAGAUUGCCAUGGAAUACCUUAUUCCAACCAGCUAUAGAACUUGCAAAAAAUGGUUUCGUAGUGUCUCCCACUCUCGGCGAUUAUUUAGCUUCAUCUGAAAAUACGAUAAUGAGUGAUCCCGGGUUAAGAAAAAUAUACGCACCUAAUGGAAUCUUGGUAAAAGGAGGUGAGAUAUGUAGAAAUGUGGAACUUGGACAAACUUUAGAGAUAGUGGCAAAGGAAGGGAUACAAGCUUUCUACAAUGGAACCAUUGGUGAGAAGUUAGUAAAGGAUGUUAGAGAACUUGGUGGUAUUUUAACAAUGGAGGAUUUACGAAAUUACAAGGUGGAAAUUACCGAUGCAAUGGUUAUGAGUGCGAUGGGAUACACCUUUCAUGGAAUGCCACUUCCUUCAAGUGGAACACUUGGUCUUUCUCUGGUCCUAAACAUCUUGGAUAGUUAUGGAAGUCUUGAUGCUGCAAAGGGAAAUUUAGGUAUACAUAGAGUAAUAGAAGCUUCGAAACAUAUGUUUGCUAUCCGAAUGAAUUUGGGUGACCCGAACUUUGAAAACGUUAGUGAAACUGUAUCCGAAAUGCUUUCGCCAUCUUUUGCACAGACUAUUCAGCGCCGGAUACUUGAUAACACUACUUUCCCUCCAGAGUACUACAUGGAAAGGUGGAGCCAACUUAGAGAUCAUGGAACAAGCCAUUUGUGUGUGGUAGAUGCUGAUAGAAAUGCGGUAUCACUGACAACCUCUGUAGAUAGACAUUUUGGAGCUGGGAUUCGUUCAACUUCAACUGGUAUUGUGAUCAACGAUGAAAUGGAUGAUUUCUCUAUACCGACUGAUAUAUCCCCCGGUAAACUACCUCCUGCACCGACAAAUUUUAUUGAACCAAACAAAAGGCCACUGUCUUCCAUGACUCCUAUUAUCAUCACAAAGGACGACCAAUUGGUCGGGGUAAUUGGAGCAAGUGGCGGAAUGAGCAUUAUUCCAGCAGUGACUCAAGUCUUUCUUAAUCAUUUCAUCUUAGGAAUGAACCCUUUAGAUGCAGUUCUAAGACCAAGGGUCUAUACCAAGCUAUUACCGGUUACAGUUUCAUAUGAGAACAUGACUGCUUAUGAUGGUGAUCACAUUGAGCUUUCAAAAGAAAGUAGGCUUUUCCUGAAAGAGAGAGGUCAUCAACUGGAACCAUGUCAAAUUAAAUCGAUUACUCAGCUUAUUGUUCAUACUCCCAAAACACCUAUUAACAUUCAUAGGAAACUCGGUGAAGGCACCAACUCACAUGUAAAGUAUGGCACUCUAACAGCAGUAAGUGAUCCAAGAAAGGGUGGUCGUCCGGCUGCUGUUUAA